Molecule: messenger RNA, 482 nt
Organism: Cuscuta campestris
Lineage: Eukaryota; Viridiplantae; Streptophyta; Magnoliopsida; Solanales; Convolvulaceae
Source: the annotation of a GenBank genome assembly
ACAGUUUUCUUCGCUCCUACUUCGAUUCUGUGACCCCAAAGGGCGUCCUUCUCCGUCCUUCCGUGCAUAGAGCCGGCGGAAAACAGCGGCUGUAUGUCCCCCUCAGCCCAAGAUUACAGCUUCUCCACUAAUCGAGCGACGGAACACUGGCAUCGGGGCAGGUCAGAUUUAGCAGACCACUGGACAGAGUUUGAAUUGGUCCAAUUGGACCUGUUUAGGCUUACACAACACAAAGAAAUAUCGUGGGUAGAAGCAGCUAGGCCAGCAACACCCCAUCAACAAGUAGAAGGCACCAAGGCAGCAAUGGAGUAAAACUUAAGAGUAAACUUAUUCAUCCAAAAAUGUUCUAUUGCCAAUUUGAAAGCAUUUAUUCCCAAUCUUCUAUCAUGAGUUUGAUACUUUACACUAUUACAUGGGGGCAGUUCGCAGGACUAUAACAUUUAGUAUUAUGUAUAUAAUCACAAUAUAAUACACAAUAUCCU